Fopius arisanus is the source of this 1187-nucleotide messenger RNA. RefSeq names its product lipid storage droplets surface-binding protein 2. The record is from RefSeq and is a predicted model, not a curated record. Gene Ontology annotation, biological process: positive regulation of triglyceride storage; lipid storage. Lineage: Eukaryota; Metazoa; Arthropoda; Insecta; Hymenoptera; Braconidae. Gene Ontology annotation, cellular component: cytosol; lipid droplet. The coding region runs from base 157 to 996 and encodes 279 amino acids. The transcript has 4 exons.
GAACGGCAUAUUAGUUUCCAUUCGCGAUAGCACCGACAACUCGUGCACUCGUCUCAUCCGUCUUCUCUGGAUUUCAAAUUUCUUCGAAAGAAAUUUGUGAUUAAUUCAAUUGAAUCGAGACACUUCUCCCCUCGAUUCACCCAAACGUAAUAAAAAAUGACAGCAGCUCAGGUAUCAUUUCCUCAGAUUGAGGUGUUCAAUCGUGUUCUCGGGUUACCAGUUGUGGAGCAGGCAUUAGCUGUAUCAGCAUCGACUUAUUCACGAGUCAAAGACUCAAAUCAACUUCUCCAUUGGGUACUAUCAACAGCUGAGAAUUCAAUAACCGAUGCAACGAGACGGGCAGUGCCUUUUGCAGCACCAAUUGCCAUGAAGUUUGAGACACCUAUUCAUUUUGUCGAUGACAAAUUGUGCAGGGGUCUGGAGAAAAUUCAGGAAAAGGUGCCGAUUGUCAAUGAGACACCGGAAAACAUUUUAGAAAAGGGCUAUAUGUUCGCCCUGCAAACUGUACAGCCCGCGAUGUCGAGGAUUUCGUAUGCAAACGCCCUGAUAAUCGCUCAGGCGAAUUCCCUGAAAGUACUGAGCUGGAAUAAGGCAAAUCAAAUUUUAGGCAGUCAUUAUGGAACAGUCGCAGUCCAUGGAUUGGAUAGCACUGCGUCGGUGGUAGAUAAACUGAUCGACAGAUAUUUUCCAGCGACUGGAGCGGAGAUUGUUGAAGAGCCAGCAUCGUCUGAAGAGGAUGCCCUUCUCCACACCCUCCAGACAGUGGGAAGACUAUCGAACAAAGCAGCUCGUCGAGUGUAUGGGAACGUUGUGUACAAUCUUCGCACAAUCAACAAAGACAAAGUCAGAACGUAUGUCAACAAUGUUGUUGAAUUUCUACAGAUCGCACAGUACAUUCACGCUGUUAACGAUAAAGUACAUAAAUUCACUUCUCCGACGAAGGAGUCGUCCCAGAAAAAAUCUCCAGAAUCCAAUGGUCACGUCAAACGAGAGUAGAGACUUCUCUCUUAAUUCAUAAUAAAAAAUAAUUUGAAUAACGAAGAAAUAAAACGUUCAUUAAAUUUGGCUCUUGUGUAUUGGCGGAAUAUUUGAAGGAAAUUGCGGGAUUUCGGUGAAGAACUGUGUUGUAGAAUGAUUUGUAUAAUAAUAAGAUUUCAGUAAACGUCUCGCUAUGUGCCUUGUCUCAA